GUUGAUUCACUCACUCUCACUCUAGUCACACGUUCUGGAAAUGUUGUGAGAGUGCUUUCUAAAUAUAACCGCAGAGAGAGAGCGGGAGAGAGAGAGCACCUUUCCAGCCACUAAGGGUUCUCGCUGAGCUCACAUACACGGGCCUGAAAGGAGAGAGAAGGGUGUGAGGAGAGGAGACCGAGCGCAACUUUGACAAGUCCCAAAAUAAAACUUUUAGAGGGAGUUGAAACUUGCUGCGAACGGGACGACAGUCAAGGCAGCUGCAGCAGAGGAUGGAGGAGGACGCCUCGCCUAAGAAGUCAGUGGCGGAGCUGGCUGGAAAGUUCAAAGCUCAUGCCCCUCCCUUCCCCACGGGAACUGAUGGGAGUAAUAAGCCUGUUAGGAGACGCCCUCCUCGAACCCUACAGCUCCCCAAGACCACAGCACAGGGACAGGUGGACGAGGAGAAACCCAUCUCCCCGUCUCUGCAUCCUGCCAAAACCAAAAGGAACUCUGCUCUUAUUGAGAAACUGCAGGCUAACCUGGCUUUAUCCCCCUGUUCCCUCCUGCCCUCUCCUAAGAGCCCUGGGCUGAGACUGUUGCCCCCCUCCUUCACCUCCACCUGCUCCCCCAUCCCUCCUGUUACUAUGGUAACCCCCACCUCCCCAGUCAGCAGGGCACCCCUCCCUCGGUCGCUGAGCGAGGAAGAGACACCUGCCACCUUUGAGGUCCCAGCCACACCCACCGACGGAUCCCUACUGCCCAGUAUCAACAAGGGAAGAGCCCGCCUCUCCAUCCGGCGACGCCCACCUUCGAGACGCCACAGGAAGUCCAGCGGAGAGGAAGGAGACGGGGUGACGGGUGAAGAGAUGCCCCUAACUACACCCGACGACCAUGAGGCCAAAGUUGGGGAGGAAGAGAAGGGAGAGGGGGAGGAGGUGUUUGAGAAGGAAGUGGAAGAGAAGGAUGGCAAAAGAGCAGACACCACUAUGUCUACCAAAGAAAAGAUAGACACAGGCUCCUCUACCCCUGCUAACUCAAAGGAACAGAUUGAAACAACAGACAGAUCAACCACAGACACUGACUCACUGGAAAAGACAAAGUCCGAAAAAAUGCUGGAGCCCCAGAGAGAGGAGAGACAGACAGGAGAGGAGAGACAGGAGGACAGACAGAUAGCAGAGGAGAGACAGACAGGAGAGGAGGCAACGGGGUCUAGAGGAGAAGAGGUGAAAGAUUGUGGUCAGGGGUGUGGAGGAGAAGAAAAGGAGAAGGGGAGGGAGACUUGUUCAGUGGAGGAGUCAUCUACAGAGAGAGAGAAAGAAGAGGGGGAAGAAAAGGAGGGAGAGAGAGAUACAGACUGCAACGAAGAGAAGGAGAACACCAAGCUCUGAUGGUCCGUAACCGCACCAUGCCCCUGCCUUACAGAGUGGGAGACCCCCAUAGUGUGCACUAACUCCCCUCAUCCCAUAGCACAGUGUAGUGUAAAAGGUGAGACUAGUAUGGACUGCAGACUGUGCCACUGGAUGGAAUCCCUUUAGUCCUCUGCAUCUGGAAGGUCCUACACUCUGGUUCCAUCCCAAAUGGCACACUAUGCCCAAUAUAGUGCAGUACGUUUGACCAGGUUCAAUAGGCCUCUGGUCUAAAGUAGUGCACUAAUAUAGGGAAUAGGGUGUCAUUUGGGACAGAACUAUGCACAUUUUUCGACAUGUUUCUUGUAAAUUCUUAUUUGGUGUCAGCCUGUGACUUUGUUAUCUUUAGGCAGAUUAAUGCAAGAGAUUUGCAUGUACAGCUUUUAAAAAAAUACUUAUUUGGAUAGUUUUGCUUCUGCACAGAAUGUUUUGGUGCUCCACUUGAUUC
Oncorhynchus masou masou (cherry salmon) is the source of this 1836-nucleotide messenger RNA. Its product is annotated as capZ-interacting protein-like. The record is from RefSeq and is a predicted model, not a curated record. Lineage: Eukaryota; Metazoa; Chordata; Actinopteri; Salmoniformes; Salmonidae. Bases 273 to 1370 code for a protein of 365 amino acids. The transcript has 7 exons.